UCGGAGGAGCGACCGUAAACAGGAGAAAGCGGAAACAAAUGAGGAUUUAUUAAAACACAAACACAUCCCUUGCUGUUGAAGUACUCAGGGAGCAAACUACAGCCAUUGACUUCGUCAGCAAUAAUAUUGAAAUUGAAAAUAAAGAGUGAGUCGAAGUUAGCUGAGGAGCAAACUGCAUCAGUCAAGAUGGCACUGAAAAGAAUACAGAAGGAAGUACCCUGAUGCGGACAGUGGAGGAGAGGUGGACUGAGGGAAAGUGCAGGCCUCUUGGGACAAGUUAUUGGUUAUUGAAACAUCAAGAAGAGCUGUCGGCUAAUUGGUGAAGUGGCACUGUGAAAACUGAUGCAGGAGCUGCAGGACCUGCAGAGAGACCCUCCAGCACAGUGCUCUGCUGGACCAGUGGGGGAUGACUUGUUUCAUUGGCAGGCGACCAUAAUGGGUCCAGGUGAUAGUCCUUACCAAGGAGGAGUUUUUUUCCUCACAAUCCAUUUCCCCACUGACUACCCAUUCAAGCCACCUAAGGUAGCAUUUACAACAAAGAUUUAUCACCCAAAUAUUAACAGCAAUGGCAGUAUCUGUUUGGACAUUCUACGGUCACAGUGGUCUCCAGCACUAACAGUGUCUAAAGUAUUAUUGUCCAUAUGUUCAUUGCUUUGUGAUCCAAACCCAGAUGAUCCCUUAGUUCCAGACAUAGCGCACAUCUACAAGAAUGACAAAGACAAAUACAACAAACUAGCAAAAGAAUGGACCCAAAAGUAUGCCAUGUAAAGAAAAAAACAUCAAAGAUAAAAAAAAAUAAAUAAAAAAAAACAUGUUGAAAUUUUUUCUUUUUCCGUCCUUUUUUAAAGUCACAACACACUGUAAAUUAUAGUACGGAAUCAUUAAGUAACACUUGGGAACUUCCAUCAAACUGUAAUGUCAUUGUUAUUAAUCUGAUACCAUGACAUAUACAUUAUUUGUUUCUGAAAGGAAGCAGAGGGUUUUACUUGGAGCAAAUGAGAAAGAUUGUCCGUUUAAUCAAUAUCUUAACAUGGAUAUCUUGACAUUUUAUAGUUUGGCAUGUUGUUUUUGCAUCAAGGACAUUUUAUUUAUAAAACACAAAUUUAUUACAAACUGCUUUACAGCAUUCUUAAUUUUUAAGUAAAACUAGUGAAUUGUAGGACACAAAUCCCAUCAUAUGCCGUUCAGCAACAAGAGAGGAGCUGAAUAAUAGAGCAGUAGGAUAACGUGCUUAUUAUACAAGCUGCUCCAUAACUGGAAAAUCACAACUUCACUCUCUGCUGAGUUCAUGAACAGCCGGCAAGAAACAUACUGAACCAUGGGAAUGUUGAAGUGUGAAUACCAAAUAUGUAAGCUUCAGUUUCUGACAUCUCUGUAAAACAAAAGAAUGCUGACAUCAAAAUAUCACCUUUAACAUUCAUGUAAUGGGUGAUGGAGGUUCUUGUUGGGUUGUUUUGCAUCUUGUUGCAGAUGAAGUUGAAUAAAAGAAUGUAUUGUUGCAGUUCCCCUGAAAAUGGGAGCAAUUACAAGUCAUGUAUUACCGUGUUCUACAUCUGUUAUUAUUAUUAUUAUUAUUAUUAUUAUCAUUAUUAUUAUUAAAUGUAUAGUAUUAAAAUCCUCUGGAACUAUAUAAUUGUUAUUAUUAUUGUUUUCAAUUGAAAUUAGAGUCAUCACAAUGUAAAUGUGUCAUUAAAAUAAUGUACUCUUUUCCCCUGGGAAUAGCUGUGAUGUCGGGUUUUUGGUUGGAUUUACACAGGCACAAAGAUUAGAUUUUUAACCCAAUGAAACCUGUACCUAAUGGUGGAAUAUGUUCUUCUGUAUGAUCUCCAGUCUGUCUGUAUAUCUAUCUAUGCUAUAGAGAGGGUAAACAUCUAAUUUUCUGCUCUUGUGUAAAAAGUCUAUCACUUGUGUCUUUUAGGCCUGUGUGGCACCUUUUGUACUGAAUUAAAGAAUGGUACGUUUUUUUAACAUGA
Xiphias gladius (swordfish) is the source of this 1973-nucleotide messenger RNA. It is a transcript of the gene ube2d1b, whose product is annotated as ubiquitin-conjugating enzyme E2D 1b. The coding region runs from base 343 to 768 and encodes 141 amino acids. Gene Ontology annotation, molecular function: ubiquitin conjugating enzyme activity. Gene Ontology annotation, biological process: ubiquitin-dependent protein catabolic process; protein polyubiquitination. NCBI's taxonomy places the organism in Eukaryota, Metazoa, Chordata, Actinopteri, Istiophoriformes, Xiphiidae. The record is from RefSeq and is a predicted model, not a curated record. The transcript is spliced from 8 exons. Gene Ontology annotation, cellular component: nucleus.